AUGGAGGCCUGGGGUAUGGGCAAAAAAACGUUGAGCACAGACUGGAUCAAGGAGAAAAUCGAAAAGCCGGUGUUCUAUUGGAUCGAUCAGAUGUGCAUCAAUCAAGAGGACCCGACUGAGCGCAGCGACCAAGUCCGUAUCAUGAGCAAGAUCUAUAAGCAGGCGAAAAAUGUGCUCAUAUGGUUAGGGUGCGACCCUACCAUGAUUGAGGCUGCGCGUCGACUGCGAGACAAGGAAAAUGACCUUGACAUAGAGGCUAUUGAUACUCUAUUAGGUCACCCAUACUUCUCACGGAUAUGGAUCAUUCAGGAGAUCGCGCUCAGCGUGAACGAACCUCUCUUUGUUUGCGGAGGGGUUGAGCUAAACUGGGAACGUGUAUGCCUUGCGAGUAGCCAUCCACGAAGCCUUCAGGCUGCCGUCUGGGCUGCUAUCUGGGAAAGUGCCCGUGAUCAAAGAUAUCGCACUCUGCAAGGAUGUAUCGCGUCAUACUGUGAGAGCGAUUGCCAUGAUCCUCGCGACAAAGUCUACGGGUUGUUAGGCCUUACACCUGAAAGAUGGCGCGUGCGUGUUGACUACACAAAAGAGGUGCUUGAGGUAUACUUCGAUGCGGUGGCGGCCCUGUACGAAGAGUUAUUCGACCUUGCAGACCCAGAGUGUCUGCGGAGUCAUCUUCUGAACAAUUCUUGGCGUCAGAAGCAGCAGCAGAAGAAGAAGAAGAAGAAGAAGAAGAAGAAGAAGAAGAAGAAGAAGAAGAAGAAGAAGAAGAAGAAGAAGAAGAAGAAGAAGAAUUAG
Alternaria viburni is the source of this 792-nucleotide messenger RNA. RefSeq lists its product as uncharacterized. The record is from RefSeq and is a predicted model, not a curated record. The transcript has 2 exons. NCBI's taxonomy places the organism in Eukaryota, Fungi, Ascomycota, Dothideomycetes, Pleosporales, Pleosporaceae. The coding region runs from base 1 to 792 and encodes 263 amino acids.